This is a messenger RNA of Alosa alosa (allis shad), 1631 nucleotides long. It is a transcript of the gene ogfod2, whose product is annotated as 2-oxoglutarate and iron-dependent oxygenase domain containing 2. Bases 144 to 1196 code for a protein of 350 amino acids. The transcript has 7 exons. The record is from RefSeq and is a predicted model, not a curated record. Lineage: Eukaryota; Metazoa; Chordata; Actinopteri; Clupeiformes; Clupeidae. Gene Ontology annotation, molecular function: L-ascorbic acid binding; iron ion binding; oxidoreductase activity, acting on paired donors, with incorporation or reduction of molecular oxygen.
CGGAGGCAAAACUAUCCAAAAAAAUUACAGCUUGAAAAUGGUGUUUGUUUUCUGUUUUAAAAGAUCACAUGUAUGUAAAAUUAGUUGUCACAGAGUAAUGUUAAAUUGAGGUUACUAUAAACGUUAUAAGUCAAACACUAGUCAUGCAAAACAACGAAUGCAUGGUCGAUAAAUUCUACACUUGUAGCUGUUUUUGCACUGACAAUAUUUUUCUAAAGGACUACAAACUUCAUGUCAAAUAUGUGUCUGAGGAACAGGUUAAGUGGGAUUAUCAACACAUUUUGAAAACCCUUGGUUGCACAACAGUCGCCCAAUAUGAUGUCGUCCUCAAGAAGAUACAUGCAGAGGUUGAAAGGCGGAAAAGUCUAAGUGUGAAAUCAGCCGAGAGAGCUGAACAUAUAAAGAAGCACUACACACCACUCCAUCCGAAUGUCUAUCACUUGGAGGAGGCAUAUCUGGUCCCAGAAUUUAUUAAUUUAGUGCAAUAUUCCUUGGGCAAGGAUGCUACCAAAGAGGGACUACUAAAACUGAUCCACUCUGAGACUGCACAAAGGGUCUACAGAUUUCCAUUGUUCACCAAAGACUUCUGCCAUGAACUUAUAGAAGAACUGGAGCAUUUUGAAGAGUCAGAUGCACCUAAAGGAAGACCCAACACCAUGAACAACUAUGGGAUCCUCCUGAAUGAACUUGGCUUUGAUGAGGCUUUCAUCACUCCUCUCCGGGAGCUUUACCUGACACCUGUGACAUCACUGCUGUAUCCUGACUGCGGAGGCACGUUUCUAGACAGCCACAAGGCCUUUGUGGUGAAAUACUCUAUGAAUGAGGAUCUGGACCUGAGUUACCAUUAUGACAACGCAGAGGUCACCCUCAAUGUGUCACUGGGAAAAGAGUUCACAGAAGGGAAUUUAUAUUUUGGAGACAUGCGGCAGGUCCCGCUGAGCGAGACGGAGUGUGCCGAGGUGGAGCACUGUGUGACCGAGGGCCUCCUCCACCGGGGGCAGCAGAUGCACGGGGCCCUGCCCAUCUCCUCCGGGCUCCGCUGGAACCUCAUCGUCUGGAUGCGGAGCUCCCAGGAGCGCAACAGGCUGUGCCCCAUGUGCAAUAAGAGGCCUGUGCUGGUGGAGGGCGAUGGCUUCGCCGAUGGAUUCACCAAAGCGGACAUAAGAGCUCAGAGAGCACUGUGUGCUUUGCACUGAGGGGCUUCUGUGCUGUUUGUUUGUUUGACUGGUUGUUUGUUGUGUCGCCUUGUUUUGCCUCGUCACUGAAAUCAGUAGUUAUCUUUGGUUUCCUACAAUCUCUUGCUUAUGGUGAGUGUUUUGUUUGUCUCCAAAGCAGGUCUUGAGAAAGACACAGUAGCACAUUUUAUGAAAUUUUUUGAAUGUCAAAGUUCACGGUGGUGCAAUUACUGCUUUUGCAAUUUUCUGAUUUACUUUUUAUGGUGUUGGAAUAUUUUAAGUGCCUGUGCUUUGAGGUACAUGUAAUUGCACAGUCACAGGUUGUAAAAUAUUCUGUUAAAGUGAAAAUCCAUGUUGUCAAUUAUAAAGAUAGAUAUUUAAGUAUACACAAAUAUAGCUUCCAUUAUCAUCUUUACUAUAAUAGUACUCUGUAGAAAAUAAAAAUAUUUCAUUAUC